CCUGAACAAUCUAACCCAUCGCCACCCCGUUAUGGCUGAUCUCGGAAUCGACUUCGAGGACGAGGAUGACGUUCCGUUCCAGCCAUCAUCGCCUCCAGAUCCACCUCACCACCUGACCCUAGAUGAACCACAACUCAUGCACGCUGUUCUUUCAGGUACCCUUACCGAUCAGGGCCAGUCAUCGCCUGAAUUGAUGACUGAUGAGUCAGACACCGCAUUCGAACAACAACAAGGUUUACAGCUACCAGAAACUUAUUUGGAAGGCUCUGACGGAUAUGUGGACGUCGUUGCUGACGACGCUGAGCCAAUGGCCAUGACACGAGAGAUGACACCAGAAGAACUCGAAGAUGACGAACUCAUCAUCGAUGAAUCAUUGACUCCCAUUGAGCGCAUGUCUAUGUUUGUUAAAAGUAACGAAAUCGUGCACAGACUCCUCGUAGCCAGAGAGUUGCCAAUCAGUCUGGAAAACAUGUCCACCCCUGAAGCCGUCAAUCUAGCCUUACCGAUGGUACAGGCACUUUCAAAGGAUGUUGAUGAUACUGUUCGAGAGACAUUUGUUGUUGAGUUGGACAAAAUCAUCAUGUAUUAUUAUCGCAAUGCUCCACCCAUUAUCGAUCAAGAUACCCGGCGUCAUGAUAUAACCUCGAUAGAAUCUCAAACCCCGACCCCUAAUUCUACCAUAGAGACAGAGAUGACUGAAACGGAGAAGGAUGAAGAUGAAAUGCAAGAAGAUAGCAAUUCAGACAAUGCUGAACCAAAUGAUCUACCCGACGUAUCUUCUGGGCCGUCACCGGCUACAAAGAUGAUAUCUUCUCCAUCAGUGGAAGCUUCACAUACUUCUGAAGACAAGAUGAAUUCCUACCAUAUCCCUCUACACAUCUUUUCGAACAUACUGAUUGAACUUUUGAUUGAUCAAAAUUCAAAUCUAGCUUCUUUAGCACAGCAAUGUAUCGUUUCUGUGGUAUAUCAGCUCACCAGCAUAGCCAGUGGUGAUACAGCGACGGAAAAUGAAUCGAUUUCGCCAUCUCAAGCACAAAAGCUUCUUGAUGAUGAGAUUGUUGACGGCAUCAUUAAUGGCCUCCUUUCUAUCGCUGGAAGGAUCAAGACCGCAUUGUACGAAUCAAGUCGUGGCGAGAAUGGCAGUCAAAGUAGUGUUGGCUCUCCUGAUUCGCAAAACAACAAUCAAAAGGCAGUAUUCCAAAUGAGCGAUGAUAUUGAUCAGGGUGAAAUUAAUCUCUGCAAGAUGGUUAGCUUAUCUUUGAUUGCAUCCUUGGCGUCGUAUUUGGGUGAAGAACGUUGUACCAAGAUAUUUAUGCCUAUUGUAGAAGAAAUGGCAAAGGACAAUGUCUUUUACGUCCGAAAAGAAGCAGCCGGGGCCAUUGGUAGCAUUGCAACUGUAGUGAAUCAAGAGUUCGUCAUUGAAAAGCUUCUCCCACUUUACGAAAGCUUUAGCAAAGACACUAUUUGGCACGUUCGUCGAUCAGCAACUCUAACAUUGCCAAUACUUUGCGGAGUCUUACCUAUGGACUUGAGGACAAAAUUGGCCGUUGAUGGUGUCGAACUGUUUAUGAACGACGUGUCAAGAAAUGUUCGAAACAUGCUUGCAGAAAUCAUUGGAGAACUUAUCACAAAGUUUUUGCCCGAAGGAUGGGAAGAAUCACGGCAACCUGGAGAGGUGCCUAUUGUUUUAAUAGAAUUUUUCUUGUCUUUGGGUGCCCAUGCCAGCAACAAGCAAGCCUUCAAGAUGGAUUCUGAUCGCGCUAUAAUAUGUGCCUUUAACUUUCCUGCUGUAGCUUUUACAGCAGGCGUUGACCUUUGGGAUACUCACUUGAAAGAUACCUAUCUAACUCUGACCAAAGACUACCAAAUCAAAGUUCGACGGACGUUUGCUUAUUCUCUGCACGAAAUUGCCCGAAUCAUCGGUCCCGACAGGACCGAACAUGAUCUUGUUCAGAUCUUUGCACUUUAUUUAAUGGAUCUGGACGAGGUAAAACAAGGUGUUCUGGAGCAUUUAUCUGACUUUUUGGCCGCCCUUGCGCCAUCUUCCAGAGAUGAAUAUAUUCCCAUCUUGGCAGAGGUCUGGGAUGGUGUCAUGACAAAUUGGCGUCUACGAGAUAUCCUUGCUGGGCAACUGAAGGAUAUUUCUCUAUUAUUUGAUCCCACUCGCGUCGUGGAGCAUAUUGUACCACUGGCUCUCCGCGCAUGCCAGGAUGAAUUUGCAAGUGUCCGCGAAACUGGUGUUAGCUGUUUCCCAACACUUUUAGAAAUAGUCAAGCAAGCUGUCGAUGAAAAUCAACAGGAUACAAAAGAUGAUGCUUCCAGCGAAGAAUUGGACGACAAUACCCCAGUAGAACUACUCGGUCACAUCAUGGAAAGAGUUGACGAGUUUGCGCGUUCAGAAAGAUUCCGCAACCGCAUGGUAUUUGCUCAAAUCAGCAAGGCGUUGUUGGAUGCUGGAAUUUCAGCAUGGGACUUUCACUCCUUUUUCUUGCCGCGACUGGACAUGCUUGCCAGCGAUCUUGUUGUCAAUGUCCGCAUUGCGGUAGCUCGAGCUUUUAAAACUGUGUGCGAAGAUGAUGAAAUGCGACAAGCUUUGGUCAACCUAGAUACUACCAAAGAGGACACUAUACGACACAGCCGUCCUCUGGAAGAGAUCUUAUUGACUCUUGCACUAGACGAAAACAAAAAUGUACAGACAUUCGUUAUCCAGUAUGUUGACCCAGAGGUUCUUAGCCAGCGUCAACAGGAGAGAGCCUUGGAAGCCAUAUCAACGGCAGCAGCCAACCAUCAUGAUCAACAGCCACCAGGCACGCCAAUGGAUUACAGUAGUGGCGAAGACGAAGAUGAUGUUCACCAAGCUACUGUCCAUCAGGUGGAACUCAGUGAGCUACCUCUGGCCAGCCCUAACCUUGCUGAAGGCAGCCAAUCGGAUUUCGAUGUCCAUACUAUAGACUUUGCCAAAGAUACCCUUGCUGACCCUCAAGAAGCGUUCGUAGAAUUGAAACCAACUCUUGAUGAUGUUGAUGACGACAAUGAAGAAGAAGAAUUUAUUUAUCGGCCAUCAACGCCCGUGGAGUCCUCGGACAGCAACUAAACGACCGACCGAAAAACAUAAAAAACAAAACUCUCUUUAUUUUUGUCAGUCCGGCACUGAAAGUAUCUUUAUUGUAAUCACCACCACCCCCCCUCAGGGCAUGCUUUGUUCUCACACACAUUUCUCCAAGCCAUUUUUAUUUUGU
Umbelopsis ramanniana AG is the source of this 3239-nucleotide messenger RNA. RefSeq lists its product as uncharacterized. Gene Ontology annotation, biological process: protein dephosphorylation. Gene Ontology annotation, molecular function: protein phosphatase regulator activity. NCBI's taxonomy places the organism in Eukaryota, Fungi, Mucoromycota, Umbelopsidomycetes, Umbelopsidales, Umbelopsidaceae. The coding region runs from base 32 to 3094 and encodes 1020 amino acids. The record is from RefSeq and is a predicted model, not a curated record. The transcript has 11 exons.